Molecule: messenger RNA, 1047 nt
Organism: Cylindrotheca closterium
Lineage: Eukaryota; Bacillariophyta; Bacillariophyceae; Bacillariales; Bacillariaceae
Source: the annotation of a GenBank genome assembly
AUGUCAGAUCGUGAUAUUGCUGCAACCUUUCGUCAGAAGGUGGUCUUUAUGAAAUCAUGGAAACCGGCCAGCAUGCCAUCGAACCGCGAUCGUUUGGAGCUCUACGCCCUUCACAAGCAGUCCGUCUCGUCGGAUGCUCCUUCCAGCUUUCCCAAUUCUGCCAGCGCUGCGGAAAAGGCCAAAUACAAUGCCUGGCGGACCAAAUCGGGUCUUUCCGCCACGGAAGCCAUGAAAUUGUACCUGCAAGAAAGUGAUCGACAAAUUCGGGUGUACGGAUCCUCCAGCAACAACAAUAAUAAUAAUAUUAAGCAAGCAACCAAUGGGCCUUCGGCCAUUCGAUCCUCCUCGGCCUCCAUUGCCAGCGAGGAUUCCACCGUGUCGACGCCUCGAGGGAUUGCCGCCAUUCCGCUCUUGUGUGCGGCUGCCAACGAAUCCCGAACGGCCUAUUUGCGAAGGAUUUCGCAAACCCCGUCCGACGCUGCCUGGUGGGCCCGCCAAGAAGCCCUGUGCGGAGAAAAUCCCUCCAGCGUGUUUGCCUUUCCUGAAUCCUUGGUCAUUUUUUUGGCCAAACAAGUCGAGGCUCUGAGUUUGGCCUCUGGAAAUAAUGUGAUCCGAGCAUUCCUUUGGCCUCUGCACAAUUCGCUACUGAGUUUGUGGAUCAUGGCGAUUGCCAGUAUUACCUUGUUUGAUGGCGUACUCAAAAUAUUGAAAGUCUUGGUCUGGGGGGCCCGUCGGACGGGAAUCUCGCUCUCGUUGAUUUGGAAGGACUUGAAUUUGUUGGUGUCUAGUGUUCACGCGGCGUGCGAACCACAGCAGGCCAUUACCUGUCGAUUGGUAGGAUUGGGAUUGUUGCCGGCUACCUACACGGUAUCCCUGUUGGAUAAGGGAUUUCCCAGUGUCACCUUGGCCAGCGUCGGUCUAGUGGCAUUGCUGACCAUGAAUCUUUGGUAUUUUGUAUUUUUGCUGCCAUGGGCAGGUUUUUGGAUGCUUUGGUUCUCGGUCCUUGCCGGAUUCUCAUUUGCAGUAAUUGAAUUUGCGGGUGCGUAA